Molecule: messenger RNA, 606 nt
Organism: Cucurbita pepo subsp. pepo (vegetable marrow)
Lineage: Eukaryota; Viridiplantae; Streptophyta; Magnoliopsida; Cucurbitales; Cucurbitaceae
Product: nudix hydrolase 1
Biological process (GO): dGTP catabolic process
Cellular component (GO): cytosol
Molecular function (GO): 8-oxo-7,8-dihydrodeoxyguanosine triphosphate pyrophosphatase activity
Source: RefSeq, a predicted model, not a curated record
AAUUUAUACCCUCCCAACAUUGUGAAGGCUUGUGGUGGAAAGACCAAAAAAAUGGAGAACAAUCCGGUGCCGAGAGUCGGGGUGGUGGUUUAUAUCCUGAAGGGAAAGUCAGUGCUGUUGGGUCGAAGGCUGUCCUCCAGCGGUGACUCCAGUCACGCCACAUUCGCACUCCCCGGCGGCCAUCUCGAAUUUGGGGAGUCGUUUGAGGAAUGUGGUGUGAGAGAGGUGAAGGAAGAGACGGGGUUAGACAUUGAGAAAACAGAGUUCUUGACUGUAACAAACAACCCUUUUGUGAAUGAUCCGAAGCCUUCCCAUUAUGUGGUCAUUUUUAUGCGCGCAGUUUUAUCAGAUCCCCUGCAACAGCCUCAGAAUCUGGAGCCGAGUAAGUGCGGUGGGUGGGACUGGUACGAUUGGGAUGAUCUUCCAAGCCCUCUGUUUUGGCCUUUAGAGAAGAUGGUCAAAAGCGGGUUUAAUCCGUUUCCUGUCUGAUUGGAGUUGGAGUUUGUAAUGGUAAUCAACAUUAGCAUGCCCUCUCUUGUGUUUAGUUUGUAAUGCUUUACUUAAUGUGAAUCUGGUAUCAAGCAUACAUAAAUUGUUUUUCAUUCA